UGAUGGACGAGUGAUGGACUUUUAAGCGCCGUGUAGAAUUACACUUUAUUUUUUGUGGUCCUCUUGUAGCUGAAUUUUUUUUGUACAAAUAUCUCCCCCUCUUGAAGCCAAACGUGUUGCCCGUCUCACCAAACUUGCUGCUCAAGGUGAUUCUCUACCGGUGGAUGAGAUCAAAAGAAGCUGAUCCCAGCCGCUCAUUCAUGUAUAAAAGAAGGACCUUGCACCAGCGUUUUUGCACCCAUCAAAGAGAAUUGAAGCUCUCUCAAAACUCUGCAGUUUUCUUCUCUCAAUUCCUUAGUUUCUCUGUAAUUCUCUCUUCCUCUCUUGGUGGGUCACGGUUUGAAGUUCUAGAAAACUAGAAGAGCUUACAAGAAAAGAAGAGCAAUUCUCUCUCUUCUUUUCAUAAAACCCACAGCAGCACCUCUUCUCCAAGCAAAGCAGAAGCAAAGUUUCUCUUAAACCUUCUCUGCAUCUCUCUUGCUUCUGUGAACGAAAAACCCUUGAAACCCACUGUCGCCCUCUCUCAAGAACAACUGAUCGCACGGUAGAAGGUCGAUCCUGAUGCUAAUGGCAAGUCCAGGUUACUUUUUUGGGAAGUAGAUUUAUGAUAAUAUGGCAUUAGCUAUGGAAUUUCAUUAAUAUUUUUAACCCCAAGGACUGUAUAACAAUAAGACUUACGCUUACUAAUUAAGCUGAAAAAAUGGUCUUGGCUUUUUCUCUAAAAGUGGUUCUAGGCUCACUCGCUUUCGCAAUCUUCUGGGUAUUGGCGGUCUUCCCAGCCGUUCCUUUUCUACCGAUUGGGAGGACUGCUGGGUCCCUCUUGGGGGCUAUGCUAAUGGUUGUAUUCCAAGUCCUAACUCCAGAACAAGCAUAUGAUGCAAUUGAUCUACCAAUCCUUGGUCUUCUCUUUGGGACAAUGGUUGUCAGUGUCUAUCUAGAAAAGGCAGAUAUGUUAAAGUACUUGGGAAAUCUUCUCUCGUGGAAGAGUAAAGGAGCAAAGGACUUACUUUGUCGAAUCUGCCUAAUUUCCGCCCUUUCAAGUGCUCUUUUUACUAAUGAUACCGCUUGUGUAGUAUUAACUGAAUUUGUCUUAAAAGUUGCAAGGCAACAUAACCUCCAGCCUCAACCUUUCCUUCUUGCCCUGGCCACUAGUGCAAAUAUUGGGUCUUCAGCAACUCCAAUUGGCAACCCCCAAAAUUUGAUUAUAGCUUUUCAGAGUAAGAUAUCUUUUGGGAGUUUUCUCAGUGGAAUUAUCCUUGCAAUGCUAAUAGGAGUGGUUGUCAAUGCUCUAAUUCUUCUGUGCAUGUAUUGGAGGUUGUUAUCAAUUCAAAAGGAUGAGACAGAUGCAGCUGUAGAUGUUGUUGCAGAGGAGGAUGAGAUGAUUCCUUUAAAGACUGUUUGGUCAAGGGAUAGACUAAGAGACGCACUUUCUAUAGAGUCUUCAGAACACAAGGAAGAUUUGACCAUUAGAUGGAAAGUGAUGUUGUGGAAGUCGUGUGUUUACCUUAUUACUAUAGGAAUGCUGAUUGCUUUGCUUAUGGGGCUGAAUAUGUCAUGGACUACAAUUACUGCUGCACUUGCUCUUGUGGUUCUUGAUUUCAAGGAUGCUAGGCCUUGCCUUGAAAAGGUCUCUUAUUCACUUUUGAUUUUAUUUUGCGGAAUGUUUAUCACUGUCGAUGGCUUUAACAAAACUGGAAUCCCAAGUACUCUAUGGGACUUCGUGGCGCCUUAUGCACAGAUUGAUCAUGCUAGCGGGAUAGCAGUUCUUGCCAUUGUCAUUCUUGUCUUGUCAAAUUUGGCUUCAAACGUACCAACUGUUCUGUUGCUGGGAGGACAAGUGUCAACAUUGGCAGCCGCAAAUUCUGGAGCUGAUAAGAAGAAGGCAUGGCUCAUCUUAGCUUGGGUCAGCACGGUAGCUGGAAAUCUCUCAUUGUUGGGAUCAGCUGCCAACUUAAUAGUGUGUGAGCAGGCUCGCAAAAAUCCACAUCUUGGGUAUACCUUAUCUUUUUGGAGCCAUCUCAAAUUUGGAGUCCCCUCGACUCUUAUAGUCACUGCUAUUGGUUUGGUACUCAUAAGAUGAUAUGAGUUCAUUUGACAAAACCUUUUAAAGAGUUUAUUUUGCUUUUUAGUUGUAAUGUGACAUAAAAAUAAAAAUAAUUUUGAAUAUUUUGGGUUA
Alnus glutinosa is the source of this 2176-nucleotide messenger RNA. Its product is annotated as silicon efflux transporter LSI2-like. The transcript is spliced from 5 exons. Lineage: Eukaryota; Viridiplantae; Streptophyta; Magnoliopsida; Fagales; Betulaceae. The coding region runs from base 701 to 2080 and encodes 459 amino acids. Gene Ontology annotation, cellular component: membrane. Gene Ontology annotation, biological process: transmembrane transport; arsenite transport. Gene Ontology annotation, molecular function: arsenite transmembrane transporter activity. The record is from RefSeq and is a predicted model, not a curated record.